Messenger RNA from Colletotrichum karsti, 768 nucleotides. RefSeq lists its product as uncharacterized. Bases 1 to 768 code for a protein of 255 amino acids. The transcript has 2 exons. Gene Ontology annotation, biological process: peptidyl-proline hydroxylation to 4-hydroxy-L-proline. Gene Ontology annotation, cellular component: endoplasmic reticulum. Gene Ontology annotation, molecular function: procollagen-proline 4-dioxygenase activity; L-ascorbic acid binding; iron ion binding. The record is from RefSeq and is a predicted model, not a curated record. Lineage: Eukaryota; Fungi; Ascomycota; Sordariomycetes; Glomerellales; Glomerellaceae.
AUGAAGUUGAGCUGGAUAACCCUGCUACAUGUGUUUACGGCCACGGCUGCUGCGGCUAGCAGAUCCAAUGACCAAAAUGUCCUGAAAGAUUACACUUGUGAUCACACAGGAUAUGAAGUUCAUCUGUUUACCACGUCACCCCUGGUUAUCUAUAUUGCCAACUUUGUUACUCCUUUCGAACGAGAACAUCUCAAGAGAAUCACGAAUGGGACUUUUGCCCGCUCCAACGUCGCUUCAAGCGGAGGGGACGUCGUGUCAUCCCACCGGACCUCGCAGUCAACAACGGUGAUACCGGACGCCGUGACACAAUGCAUCCUCGAGCGCGCGCGACAGUUCCAAGGCCUGGGUACGCCGCCCACUCAUUUGGAGCCGAUCCAGCUUGUCAAGUACGGCCUUGGAGAGCAGUACCAUUUUCAUACGGAUUGGUUCCCGGCCGACUCGGGAGAGCAUGGAUCUGUAACGAAGGGCGGUAAUCGUGUGAGCAGCUUCUUCACCUAUGUUUCAGUCAGCGACGACAUUGCUGGCGGGGGAACAAACUUCCCUCGACUUCAGCCACCGCCGGGAAAGGGAUGGUGCAAGUUCGUUGACUGCGACGAGCCGUGGGAGGCGGGAGUGACGUUCCGCCCGGUGGAAGGUAAUGCCCUGUUCUGGACGAACUUGGUCGACAGAGACACGGGCGACGAGCGAGUUUUACAUGCUGGUCUGCCGAUUGUUAGGGGACAAAAACUGGGAAUGAAUAUUUGGACGAAACAGGGACCUUUCAAUUGA